Gracilinanus agilis (Agile Gracile Mouse Opossum) is the source of this 1513-nucleotide messenger RNA. RefSeq names its product mitochondrial translation release factor 1 like (gene MTRF1L). The record is from RefSeq and is a predicted model, not a curated record. Gene Ontology annotation, biological process: translational termination. Lineage: Eukaryota; Metazoa; Chordata; Mammalia; Didelphimorphia; Didelphidae. Gene Ontology annotation, molecular function: translation release factor activity. The transcript has 7 exons. Bases 13 to 1164 code for a protein of 383 amino acids.
AUCAGUGCAAUUAUGCGGUCGCUCCAGCUCCUUCGCUCCGCUCGUUCCCUGAGGGCCGGAGCAGCCCUAGUUAGGACCCCUCGUCGUCCUGCGAGCUCUGGCAGCCCCCAGCUGGAAGAGUUGUUCUCCAGCGGCGGAGCCAUGAGGAGUUUUCUCGAACGCCUGACAGGGCCCGGAGUCCAGGCCCAUUCCGGAGCCAAGAAGCCAGAGUUGGCGAUGGCGGCCAAGAAACUGAGAGAAAAGGAGCAGGAACUGCAGGAGACAGAGCGGCUGCUGGAGGAUGAGAAUGAAGACCUAAGGAAACUUGCAGAAAAUGAAAUAAUUUCUUGUCAGAAAGAAUUAACUAAAUUGAAGCAAAAGAUAAUCCUACUCUUGAUUCCCUCAGAAGAAACAGAUGAAAAUGAUUUAAUACUGGAAUUAACUGCUGGAGUUGGGGGUCAAGAAGCUAUGUUGUUUACUGCAGAGAUGUUUGAUAUGUAUAAGCGAUAUGCUGCAUAUAAAAAAUGGCAUUUUGAAAUACUAGAAUAUUUUCCCAGCGAAAUAGGUGGCCUAAGACAUGCAUCUGCCAGCAUUGGGGGACCAGAAGCUUAUAGGCACAUGAAGUUUGAAGGAGGUGUGCAUCGAGUACAACGAGUGCCAAAGACUGAAAAGCAAGGCCGUAUGCACACCAGCACAAUGACUGUAGCAAUAUUGCCCCAGCCUACUGAAAUUAAUCUGGUCAUCAAUCCAAAAGAGUUACGAAUUGAAACUAAGCGAGCUAGUGGAGCUGGGGGUCAGCAUGUGAACACUACUGACAGUGCUGUCCGAAUAGUUCAUCUUCCAACAGGUGUUGCUACUGAAUGCCAACAAGAGAGGUCUCAAAUAAAAAAUAAAGAAAUGGCCAUGAAAAAGUUACGAGCAAAACUGUAUAACAUGCAGCUGGAAGAAGAGACAAAUAAAAGAUACAGUGCUAGAAAGAUUCAGAUUGGAACCAAAGGAAGAUCCGAAAAAAUAAGAACAUACCAUUUUCCACAAAAUAGGGUUACAGAUCACAGAAUAAGCAAAUCAUUGUACGACAUCCAGAGUUUCAUGCUAGGAGAAUAUCUACUAGAUGAACUUGUACAGUCACUAAAGGAAUAUGCUGAUUAUGAAUCUAUAACAGAAGUUAUUUCAGAAAAACAUUAAAUUCAUCAAAGCAUCUUGUUCUAUUACUUAGCAAAAUUGGUUUCUUUCAGGUCACCUUUAAUGUAUAUAAGACUAAUCCUUUUUAAAAUGCCCACUUGAAUAUUAUAUUCAUGUGUAAAUAUCUAUUAGAACAAUAACAGAAGCCAGAAUAAUCUGUAUUUCAGGGCUCUUAAAUUGUUCCUCUUGUUAAUUAUGUUGUCAAAAGGCAGACAAUUUUCCAGAUAUCGUACAUUCUACUUCUCGAAAACAUUUAAUAUGAAUUUGGUUGUAAAUUUAUUGUUACAAUGGAUUAUCUUUUUUCAAAUGAAACCAACAAAUAUUAAGUGCCUACUACAUUAAAAUAUUAAGA